Messenger RNA from Cebus imitator (Panamanian white-faced capuchin), 3915 nucleotides. RefSeq names its product dipeptidyl peptidase 3 (gene DPP3). The coding region runs from base 1234 to 3507 and encodes 757 amino acids. Gene Ontology annotation, biological process: proteolysis. The transcript is spliced from 18 exons. Gene Ontology annotation, molecular function: dipeptidyl-peptidase activity; metalloexopeptidase activity. Gene Ontology annotation, cellular component: cytoplasm. The record is from RefSeq and is a predicted model, not a curated record. Lineage: Eukaryota; Metazoa; Chordata; Mammalia; Primates; Cebidae.
GCUUGGAUUACAGGCGUGAGCCACCACACCCAGCCCUUUACACCCAUUUUAAAGACAAUUAAAAUGGAGGCACAGGAAAGAAGAGGGGUGACUUUCCUGAGGACACUGACGAACUUGUUGAACUCCCCCAUAUAACAAGUCAUCAUCAAAGCUAAAAGCUUGUAACACUCUUGUGCCAAGCAGGGCCUUGGGCGCCUUUGUGGAUGCAACUGGUGUCUGGUAGGCAGACGCUGCCUGGCUUAGACACAGGCGCAGCAAGGAGACUGUGGGGUUUCAGUCCCUAAAAGCCCCUCACAACUAUAGGGAGUGGCACUGCAGUCAACACAUCACAACCUAUAAUAUCCCUUGGAUUGGAUUCAAUUAUUAGCCUGGUUUUCCGGCUCAAAGAGCCAAAACUUCCAGACAACCUCGCUCCACCCCCGGUCUGACCCUGCGCCCUCACUUAGACUACCCCGCCACACGGCCUAGGUCCUUCCACAUGCCCCAUUCAGACCGAGGUGUGAGCCUGUCCAGACCUGUAAAAGUGGACCGCAAGCCCGCCUCUGCCCUGGACUCCCUUUUGGGGCCGCAGAAGUCUUUCUCAGCCAUCUGGCUUCUGUCAAGCACCAGGAAACUGCCAGCCCGUUUGUGCUGAGGAAACUGAGGCUCGGGAAUGUUUAGCGGCUGCUUCCAGGCCCGUGGCGGGUGGGUGGUGGUGCAGUGAAGCACUCGAGGCGUUUCUUAGCGCCCCUACACGGGUGGGACCACCUCAGCCGUGGCCCGAGUCGGCUCGACAGUAGCCCGGAUUCCCGGCACCGAUAGCUUUGCAGCCUCUAAGUCUCCAACCCCAGGUCCCGAGUCCCGUGAGGAAGGUGGAGCCACAUUACUCCUAUUGUGUAGGUUCCCACCUGCAAAAGUGAGGUCCGGGCCCCUGGGGUGAAACCCAAAGGAAAGCGGGAUCGGGGCUGGGGAAGCGGGGGGGUUCUCAAGUCACUGAUACCCUUGCCAGCUUGGUGACCUUGUCAGUCCGGUCUGCCGGGACUAGGCCGCGGCCAGGCGGGGCACAGAGGUCCCCGGUCCGGCGCGUGUGCGGCCUGGGGACAAAAGGCCGAGCCCGCGGGGCCAAUCCGCGGGGCGGGAGCCGGCGGGCCGAGAAGGUCGCCUCGGCACGUCUAUUGGCUGGAACUGACGCCCAUCUGAUCCCCGGGACCAGGCAGUUGGCCAAAGGGGGCGGGGUUCGCAGAGCCCCAAUGAAUGGGGGAGCCGGAAGCAGGAAGUGAGUUUGCGAACGGAGCAGCAGCUGCAGCAGGGCUCAUGGCGGACACCCAGUACAUCCUGCCCAAUGACAUCGGUGUGUCUAGCCUGGACUGCCGUGAGGCCUUCCGCCUGCUGUCACCUUCAGAGCGCCUCUAUGCCCACCACCUGUCCCGUGCGGCCUGGUACGGAGGCCUGGCCGUGCUGCUGCAGACCUCCCCCGAGGCCCCCUACAUCUAUGCUCUUCUCAGCCGCCUCUUUCGUGCGCAGGACCCCGACCAGCUGCGCCAACAUGCCCUGGCCGAGGGCCUUACGGAGGAGGAUUAUCAGGCGUUCCUGGUCUAUGCCGCGGGUGUUUACUCCAACAUGGGCAACUACAAGUCCUUUGGUGAUACCAAGUUUGUUCCCAACUUGCCCAAGGAGAAGCUGGAACGGGUGAUCCUAGGGAGUGAGGCCGCUCAGCAGCACCCAGAAGAAGUCAGGGGCCUCUGGCAGACCUGCGGGGAGCUUAUGUUCUGUCUGGAGCCAAGGCUUCGACACCUCGGGCUGGGGAAGGAGGGAAUCACCACCUAUUUCUCUGGGAAUUGUACCAUGGAAGAUGCCAAACUGGCCCAGGACUUUCUGGACUCACAGAACCUCAGUGCCUACAACACCCGGCUCUUCAAAGAGGUCGACAGAGAAGGGAAGCCCCACUAUGAGGUGCGGCUGGCUUCUGUGCUCGGCACAGAGCCUUCCCCAGACUCCGAGGUGACUUCCAAGCUGAAGAGCUAUGAAUUCCGGGGAAGCCCUUUCCAGGUGACCCGGGGGGACUAUGCACCCAUCCUCCAGAAGGUGGUGGAGCAGCUGGACAAAGCCAAGGUGUAUGCAGCCAACAGCCACCAGAAGCACAUGCUGGCCCAGUACAUAGAUAGCUUCACCCAGGGCUCCAUCGAGGCCCACAAGAGGGGCUCCCGCUUCUGGAUCCAGGACAAAGGCCCCAUCGUGGAGAGUUACAUCGGGUUCAUCGAGAGCUACCGUGACCCCUUUGGUUCCCGAGGAGAAUUUGAAGGCUUCGUAGCCGUGGUGAACAAGGCCAUGAGUGCCAAGUUUGAGCGGCUGGUGGCGAGCGCAGAGCAGCUGCUGAAGGAGCUGCCCUGGCCCCCAGCCUUUGAGAAGGACAAGUUUCUUACCCCGGACUUCACCUCCCUGGAUGUUCUCACCUUCGCUGGCUCUGGCAUCCCUGCUGGCAUCAACAUCCCCAACUACGAUGACCUGAGGCAGACGGAAGGCUUUAAGAAUGUCUCACUGGGGAAUGUGCUGGCUGUGGCCUACGCCACGCAGCGGGAAAAGCUCACCUUUCUGGAGGAGGAGGACAAGGACCUGUACAUCCUCUGGAAGGGGCCCUCCUUCGAUGUGCAGGUGGGCCUGCAUGAGCUGCUGGGCCAUGGCAGUGGCAAGCUCUUCGUGCAGGAUGAAAAAGGAGCAUUCAACUUUGACCAGGAGACAGUGAUCAACCCAGAGACGGGCGAGCAGAUUCAGAGCUGGUAUCGGAGUGGGGAGACGUGGGACAGCAAGUUCAGCACCAUUGCCUCCAGCUAUGAAGAGUGCCGGGCUGAGAGCGUGGGGCUCUACCUCUGUCUCCACCCGCAAGUGCUGGAGAUCUUUGGCUUUGAGGGGGCUGAUGCGGAGGAUGUGAUCUACGUGAACUGGCUCAACAUGGUUCGGGCUGGGCUGCUCGCUCUGGAGUUCUACACACCUGAGGCCUCCAGCUGGCGACAGGCCCAUAUGCAGGCCCGGUUUGUGAUCCUGAGAGUCUUGCUGGAGGCUGGGGAGGGACUCGUUACCAUCACUCCCACCACAGGCUCCGAUGGGCGCCCAGAUGCCCGGGUCCGCCUCGACCGCAGCAAAAUCCAGUCUGUGGGCAAGCCUGCUCUAGAGCGCUUCCUGCGGAAACUUCAGGUGCUGAAGUCUACAGGGGAUGUGGCUGGAGGCCGGGCCCUGUAUGAGGGGUAUGCGGCGGUCACUGAUGCGCCCCCUGAGUGCUUCCUCACCCUCCGGGACACAGUAUUGCUGCGUAAGGAAUCUCGGAAGCUCAUCGUUCAGCCCAACACUCGCCUUGAAGGCUCAGACGUGCAGCUUCUGGAAUACGAGGCCUCAGCUGCUGGCCUCAUCCGAUCCUUCUCUGAGCGUUUCCCAGAGGAUGGGCCUGAGCUGGAGGAUAUCCUCACACAGCUGGCCACAGCCGAUGCCCGAUUUUGGAAGGGCCCCAGUGAGGCCCCAUCUGGCCAGGCUUGAGGAAGAUGUGUGUGGCCUCUCCCCCAACUCCAUCAAACCAAGGCUGCAAAUGGCCCUCCAUUCAUGUGUGUAUUUAGGGGCUAGGGGAGGGGAAGGGGCAGGAGCAUGGACCUUGGUACUACCUCAGCUGAGGGUGGUGACACUAACCGCUUCCAUUUGUCAGCACUUUCCAGCUUGCCAAAUGCUUCCCCUCUGAUCUCAUUUCAUCUGCACUGCCAUGUGUGGGGUGAGCAAGACAGGGCUCACCAUCCCGUCUACCAGAUGAGGAAAUGGCAGUUCUGAGAAGUCACUGGUCUAGAUCCCGCAGGAGGCACGUGACAGCUAGGGUUCAAAACCUUCUCACCAAAUCCAAUGCUCCUCACGUAUUAAUUUUAUAACCAGACAAAUAAAUAUCAGAGACAACCACCA